AUGAUUACACCUCUUCUAACUCUCCUAGGGUCGUCGAAGCUUAGACUACUUCAUUGAAAUUUUCAUUUUUAGGUAAAAAAGAAACACACAAAUGGUUGUGCUGUCAUCCGCAACUUCAAUGAGAACCAAAAAAACCAAAGCAGUAGGGAUUCCCGUUGUUGAUCUUUCCCUCGAUAGGUCCACCGUAUCGGAGCUAAUCGUCAAAGCUUGUGAAGACUAUGGUUUCUUCAAGGUCAUCAACCAUGGCGUACCUAGUGAUACAAUAUCGAGACUUGAAGACGAAGGGGUUCGUUUCUUUGACAAGGAAGCAGGUGAUAAGCAACGUGCAGGGCCUGCAACUCCAUUUGGUUAUGGUUUAAAGAACAUCGGUCUUAAUGGUGAUAAGGGUGAACUUGAGUACCUGCUUCUUCAUACCAACCCUUUCUCCAUUGCUGAAAGAUCCAAAUCUAUCUCUAAUAACCCUCAAAACUUCAGUUGCGCCGCAAACGAUUAUGUAGAAUCAGUGAGGGAAUUAGCAAGCGAGAUCCUUGAGCUAAUGGCUGAAGGACUUUGGUUCCCAGACAAGUACGUGUUCAGUAGGUUAAUCACAGACACCCAAAGUGACUCGGUCUUAAGGUUCAAUCAUUAUCCUACAGUAAAGAACCGAGAGCCAUGUUCAUACAAAGACGAUGAUCAUCGGAUUGGUUUCGGAGAACAUUCUGACCCUCAGAUCCUCACCAUACUACGAUCCAACGAUGUUGCGGGGCUUGAAAUCUGUUUGCAUGAUGGGUUUUGGGUCCCUGUCCCACCUGACCCUACUCAAUUCUAUGUCAUCAUUGGUGAUGCCUUACAGGUUCUAACAAAUGGUAGAUUUACGAGCGUGAGACAUAGAGCAUUAGCGAACUCAUCGUCGAGGAAUUCAAGAAUGUCGAUCAUGUACUUCGCCGCACCGCCGGUUAACGCGACAAUCGGUCCCCUCCAUGAGCUGGUCUCACCCGAAAACCCUAGCCUUUACAAGCCAUUUACUUGGGGUGAUUACAAGAAAGCUGCCUACUCUUUACGCUUGGGGGAUUGCCGGCUUGACCUAUUCAAGCUUCAUCCCACCAAUGACCAAAAAUUUCCCUUAUUUAGCUAGAUUAAAAAAAGAAAACACAACAUUGGACCGACCAAAUAUACUAAAUUCAUCUGAAGACGUUGUUUAGGGUCUAAAUCGGAGAGACUGACAUAGUGAUAUAGUUGACUAUAUACAUAUAAUUUAUGUAUACACUUGAAUCAAAUAUAUUCAUUUAUCUUAUAUUUAAA
Messenger RNA from Gossypium raimondii (Peruvian cotton), 1281 nucleotides. RefSeq names its product gibberellin 2-beta-dioxygenase 2. The coding region runs from base 92 to 1114 and encodes 340 amino acids. The transcript is spliced from 2 exons. The record is from RefSeq and is a predicted model, not a curated record. NCBI's taxonomy places the organism in Eukaryota, Viridiplantae, Streptophyta, Magnoliopsida, Malvales, Malvaceae. Gene Ontology annotation, biological process: response to light stimulus; gibberellin catabolic process.